Messenger RNA from Acaulospora morrowiae, 1119 nucleotides. The record is from the annotation of a GenBank genome assembly. NCBI's taxonomy places the organism in Eukaryota, Fungi, Glomeromycota, Glomeromycetes, Diversisporales, Acaulosporaceae.
AGAAACCGAAGUUCAUAUUCUGAAGGAGAAACAAAUAAGUUAGUAAGAAAACGACCAGAUUCUGAAGCUUUACAAGAACUUUACCGGCUCCACCCCAAUCUCAACGGCCAAAGUGUAUGGUUUUUUCCAACGCUUAAAAAGUCUGCAGAAGGUCGUAUUUUGUAUGAGAAAUCAGAAAACCAUGUCUAUAUAUAUGAUAUGAUUAUGCAAAACCGAUUUUCUUCUUUUUCGGCUUGGAUUAAAGCACUUAAUGGCAAGCGUUUUUUUAAAGGCAAAAAAUCAGCAUUAGCCAAUAUAUUUUUAGAGCCUAGCUGUAGCGGGAUGAACAUUGGUCAAAUAAUCAAAGGAGAGGAUUAUGUAUCUUAUUUCAAAAGUAUAGAGAUAAUUACAUUGCUCUCUAUCAAAAAUAAUCUCACCACGAUUAUCUGUAAUGAUGUGGAGUUUGCAGAUAUAACUCUCACAGAAAGUGAUAAGGUUUUGCACCUUAUUUUUUCUAAUUCAGCAAAAAACGCGAAAAAAGAACUUCAUAUUAAGCAAGCGUCCCAUGGAUGUCAAGAACCUAUCAAGUGCUCUAUCUUUGUGAACGGUUGCGAAGUAGGCGACGAUAUUUUAAAGAAAAACGGAAUCAGUAAUAAAAUUUUAACGAUCAGUAAUGUUUUUUCAAUUGUGCGAUUUUGCAAAAAAUCGCGUGUUUGUAUGGGACAAUGCACUAAAGGAUUUAAGCGAGCAACCCAUUUGCGAGGUGAUCAUCUAUAUUCGAAUUCCCUAGGAUCUAAAAAUGAUCAUAAGAUUAUUGCGAAUUUAGAAAAUCAAGGACUUGAUAAUGAAGCUUACCGCAGAGUUAACUGUACUCUUCUCAUAUUGGAUGGAAACAUAUGUUCAAAUUGCAAGAUGUUGUGUAACACGUUAUACAAAAUUGAAAAACGGCAUACAGAUGGUAUACAGUCCAUUAAAACAUCGCAUGCAUCCAGAGAAGUCCUAGCUGAACUUGUUCAGAAUACGCGAAAAGUCAUCAAGUCCCAGAAAAAAUUAGUCGAAGAUCUUUAUGAUCGUUUAGAACAGAAGUUUGAAGCAGAAGAAGAAAAUAUAUCAGAACCAUUGACCAAGAUCGUUUACAAU